ACUGUUACCAUGGUUACAUCUGUUGUUAGGCAGAUAACUGAUUUGUUGUUAGCUAGCUAGCUUUUCGGGGGCUACUGAGCGAAAUAGGAUAAUUCUGGAGAAACGGUCACUUGGAGUUCCAGUGGUGAUCUCUGGGCAGAAGGAUCAUGUCCGGAGACCUGGUUGGGGUUUGGGACGUAGCCCUGAGUGAUGGGGUUCACAGGAUUGAAUUUGAACAUGGCACAACCACAGGGAAACGGGUCAUCCAUGUUGAUGGCAAGGAGGUCCUGAGGAGAGACUGGAUGUUCAAGCUGGUUGGCAAGGAGACGUUUUACGUAGGAAGCGCAGACACAAAGGCCACCAUUAACAUUGACGCAGUGAGUGGGUUCGCCUAUGAAUACACACUGGAGAUCAACGGCAAGAGCCUGAAGAAGUACAUGGAGAACCGUUCGAAGGUUACAAGCACUUGGCUGCUCAACCUGGAUGGUGUUGACUGCAGGGUCGUCUUGGAGAAAGACACCAUGGACAUUUGGUGCAAUGGGCAGAAAAUGGAGACAGCCGGGGAGUUUGUGGAUGACGGCACAGAGACGCACUUCACUCUGGGCGACCACGACUGCUGCAUUAAGGCCGUGAGCAGCGGCAGGAGGAGAGACGGCAUCAUCCACACACUCCUGGUGGACGGCAACGAAAUGGCCGAGGCCAACGAAUGAUCGUCUGUGAAUCCUGUGAUGUAGGAAGUUGCAGUUUGAACCCUCAUGUUCUUCACUACGGUGGUUGUCCUACUGACUCAGGCCAUAUCUUUAGCUAAAGCAAUACAGGUGUAACAUUUUAGUUUAAAUUUGCCGUACCUUCCUGGCAUUAAGAAUCAGAAAUGAUAUCAAUAGAAGCAUGAAAGCACUUCCUGUUUGCUGGGAACACAGGUGUAGGGAGGUGUAGGGAAUGAGAUUUGUAUCAGAUUUAACAUUUAAAAAAAAAAAGCGACCUGUAUGUAAUUCGUCGAAGAUUUUUUUUUCAAGAAACUAAGCCAAAUUUGUUAUUGGCCAUAUUAAGUAUUAAUAAAAUGAAAGCGGGUAAAAAUGGGACGAAGAGAACAUGAGGGUUAAGCUAAUUUGACCCUUGUACUGAUUGAACAUCACAUUUCCUCGGUCAGCAUAAAAAAGGGCAAUCUCUAGCUUUCAUGUGUUUGUGCAUUUGUACAGUAGGAUGAGGUUUAGAGUUUCUCAUAGCCAAAAGUAUGUGAACGCCUGAACAUCACACCAAAAUGUGUUCUUUCCCAAAACUGUUGCACACAAUUACAUAGAAUGCCUUUGUACGCUGUAGAUUUACAGUUUCCCUUCACUGGAACUAACAGGUCCAAAUCUCUUCCAGCAUGAUAAUGAUCCUGUGCACAAACUGAGGUCCAUGAAGACAUGGUUUGUGAAGGUUGGUGUGGAAGAACUCCAGUGUCCUGAUCUGCACAGAGCCCUGAUUUCAACCAUACUUAACACCUUUAGGAUGAACUGGAACACUGACGGCACCCCAGAUCUCCUCACUAAACAUCAGUACCUGAUCUUAAUAAUGCUCUUGUAGCUGAAUGAACACAAAUCCCUACAGGCACACCCCAAAAUCUAGUGGAAAGCCUUCCCAGAAGACUGGAUGCUUUUUUUUUUUUUUUUCCACGUUCCUUGUAGGCCAAUUGGCCUGUCAGUUGACAGCCUCCCACGAGGCUGUCUGCAUCUAUCUAUCUAUCACCGGCUUGCCAGGCCUGUCACAGCUUCGCCAGACAAGCAACCAUUCACACACAUGGGCAAUUUAGAGUAGCCAGUUAACCUAACUGCAUGUCCUUGAACUAUGGGGGAAACCGGAGUACCCGGAGGAAACCCACGCAGACACGGGGAGAACAUACAAACUCCACACAGAAAGGCCCUCAUCGGCCACUGGGCUCGAACCCAGAACCUUCUUGCUGUGAGGCGACAGUGCUAACCACUGCACUGCUGUGUCACCCCGUGGAGGUCAUUAUAAUGAUUAAAUCAGAAUGGGAUGCUCAACAGGUCCAUACAGUCACUGGCCACUUUAUUAGAUACACCCAUCCACCUGCUGUUUGAUGCAGUUAUCUAAUCAGACAAUUCCUUGACAGAAGCAAAAUGCAUAAAAUCAUGCAGAUACAAAACAAGAGCUUCAGUUAAUGUUCAUUUCAAACAUCAGAAUGGGAAAAAUUGUGAUCUCAAAGUGUGACUUUACAAAUGACUGAGCCAAAUGGACUGGUUUGAGUAUUUCAGAAACUGCUGAUCUCCUGGGGUUUUCACACACAACAGUCUCUGGAGUUUACACAGAAUGGUGCGAAAAACAAAAAAAAACACUGAGUGAGGUGAGUGAGUGACAGUUCUGUGGGCAGAAACAAACGCCUUGUUGGUAAGAGAGAUCAGAAGAAAAUGGCCAGAUUGGUUCGAGCUGCCAGGAAGGAUAUAGUAACUCAUAUCAUCACUCUUUACAACCGUGGUGAGCAGAAAAGCAUCUCAGCAUGCAACAGCAGGAAAACAGGAUUCUGCUCCUGCAGCCAAGAACAGGAAUCUUAGAAUCAAGCACAAGUUCCUAUUAAAGUGGCCAGUGAGUGUAUAGGUGUGAUGGUCAGGUGUCUACAAACGUUUAUGGCACGAACUUAAAGCCAAUGCUUGAGUUGCCAAUCAUGGAACCAACUUGUAACUUUAGCAAAUCAGACCUAGUAAGUCUGCUGUUAAUGAUCAGAUUGUAUUAAAAAUGCCAAAGGAUAUUGCAUAGAUCAUGUGAUUUGUAUGAGCGUCGUCAUGAUUCCUAAAAACGUAUUGCAUUGUGUGCUCAAGUUUAUCAGCAGUGACACAAGGAAGAGAAAUCAGAGACUUUACAUAGACAAGCUGCAUGGUUGAAACAAGUUUGACACGUUUGACUUCGUUUUAAUAGUGGAGAGUUCAGGACAAUAAAAUAGAGCCUCUAUUUCCGGAUGGAUUUACCUUCAUGCAUGGUGGUAUCAGUGCUUGCAUCUUUAAAAAAACAAACUUGUUUCAGGACCUAAUAUGAAAUAAAGGUGUUUACAUAUGCUGUUAAAACAUUCCUUUCGGAGCUUUUAAAGGUCCCAGCCAUGAUCACCAUGAAUGGCAGGAACAUUCCUGUGGAAGUGCACUUGGAAGUCAGGGUCACUGUAGACAGAAAGGCCACAGAGUAUUUACAGAGUUUUUGUCCUUUCCAAAGUCAGUGUUUGGUAAUUCUUCAGGAGAAAACCUGCUUGAUGAAAGUGGGUCUUUAUGAAAAGUUUAGGGCUUGCUAAAUGCUGAGACUGUAAAAUUGUAAAGUGCCUACCUUUUCUCCACUAAAAUGAUACAACCUAGAGCCUAAAGUGUUUUAUUAGGAAUAUUUCCAAAUCCGGAAGACUGCUGGACUUCAACACGUUUCCUCAUUCCUUACAAUCAGCUGAGCCCUUCACCUUUGUGUUCUUAUAUUUCACAGUAUGUACAGUAAUGUUGUGAUUCGACAUGUGGGUCAACAAAUGACACUGUGUUUGUGUUUCAGAUUAAACCUGUCUGUAUAUCAGAUUUAAUUUAA
Messenger RNA from Neoarius graeffei (lesser salmon catfish), 3534 nucleotides. It is a transcript of the gene faima, whose product is annotated as Fas apoptotic inhibitory molecule a. NCBI's taxonomy places the organism in Eukaryota, Metazoa, Chordata, Actinopteri, Siluriformes, Ariidae. The transcript is spliced from 5 exons. Bases 147 to 689 code for a protein of 180 amino acids. The record is from RefSeq and is a predicted model, not a curated record. Gene Ontology annotation, biological process: positive regulation of neurogenesis; canonical NF-kappaB signal transduction; negative regulation of extrinsic apoptotic signaling pathway via death domain receptors.